GAAGCAGAGAGACCAGAGGAAGAAAAAGCUAGUGCUCCACCCCCACCUGGAAGUGAAGAGGAAGCUGCAGAAAAUGGCGUUGUGAAAACGAAGGUGGCAGAAGCUGAGGAUGACAGUGAUAGUGAUAGUGAUGAUGAUGAAGAUGAUGUUCAAGUCACCAUAGGGGAUAUUAAAACAGGAGCUCCACAGUACAGUUAUGGAGCGGCACCUGUGAAUCUCAAUAUUAAGUCAGGAGGACGAGCUUAUGCGUCUUCUGGUGCAAAAGUUAAAGGGGUCGAUCUAGAUGCACCAGGGAGUAUUAAUGGCGUGCCACUUCUGGAAGUAGAUUUAGAUUCUUUUGAAGAUAAACCUUGGAGAAAGCCAGGGGCUGAUCUCUCUGAUUAUUUCAACUAUGGGUUCAAUGAAGAUACCUGGAAAGCUUACUGUGAAAAACAAAAGAGGAUACGAAUGGGUCUUGAAAUUUUACCAGUUACCUCAACCACAAAUAAAAUUACGGUACAGCAGGGCAGAACUGGAAAUUUGGAGAAAGAGUUGGCAGUGCAGUCGACCAAAGCUGAUUUCACAUCUCCUCCUGCCUUAUUCAAAUCAGGAAUUCCAACAAACAGGCGAUUAUCUGGCACAAUAGAUGUGAUUGGACAGACCAUCACUAUCAGCAGGGUGGAAGGACGACGGCGUGCUAAUGAAAACAGCAACAUACAGGUUCUUUCAGAACGAUCUAAUCCUGAAGUAGACAAUUUUACCAAGCCACCUCCAUUUUUCCCUCCAGGAGCUCCACCUACCCACCUUCCACCACCUCCUUUCCUCCCACCCCCUCCAACUGUCAGUACUGCUCCACCUCUGAUUCCCCCACCAGGUAUACCAAUAACAGUACCACCACCAGGCUUUCCACCACCACCUGGCGGUCCUCCACCUUCCCUCAUACCCACAUUAGACAGUGGACAUUCUUCUGGCUACGAUGGUCGUUCUGUUCGUGCGUUUUCCUAUGGCAGUG
Messenger RNA from Pterocles gutturalis (yellow-throated sandgrouse), 991 nucleotides. It is a transcript of the gene FIP1L1, whose product is annotated as factor interacting with PAPOLA and CPSF1. The annotation marks the transcript as partial. The record is from RefSeq and is a predicted model, not a curated record. Lineage: Eukaryota; Metazoa; Chordata; Aves; Pterocliformes; Pteroclidae. Gene Ontology annotation, molecular function: RNA binding. The transcript is spliced from 12 exons. Gene Ontology annotation, cellular component: mRNA cleavage and polyadenylation specificity factor complex.